GAGACACAAAAUACACUCUAAAGAAAAAAGAAAAAAACUAGAUCACUCCGAAGUAGGUACUCAAAGGUUUUCAAAACCCCCCCCCAAAAAUGAAAAGCACUUGGUUUUGCUAAAAGAAAAUGAAGAUCCACCCAAAUAAGAUACUUUUUCCUAUAAUUCUCUCCAUAGCUUACUUGCUAUUAUGUCCGAAUACAGAUGCGGCACAGAGUAAGCUAACCGGAUUGCCUUCCCAGAGAUCACAAAGACAAGCCGCAGGACCUCUUCCCAUUGAUUGUCACCUGAGCACAUGGUCACAAUGGACACAAUGCUUUCCUUGCCAAGAAAAACGAUUCAGAUCAAGGCAACUGGUACAACCAGCCAAAUAUGAAGGGAGAAUGUGUACUGGUAAUAUCUGGGACAGAGAAGCAUGUGAACCAAGAGAACCAUGUGAUGUGGAACAAAGCUGUGGAAAUGACUUUCAGUGUCAGGAGACAGGGCGCUGCAUUAAACGUCACCUAGUAUGCAAUGGAGAGCUUGACUGCAGGGAUGGAUCUGAUGAAACUGAUUGUGAUGGUGCUGUAAGUACAUGUGAAUAUCCAGAUCCAGUCCCAGGAAUUGAACGAGUUUCAAGUGGAUUCAACAUCCUUACACAAAAGCCAGCACUAUUAGUCUAUGACCCUAAGUACUUUGGGGGCCAGUGUGAAACUGUUUAUAAUGGAGAAUGGCGAGAGCUGAAGUAUGAUUCGACAUGUGAACAUUUGUAUUAUGGCGAUGAUGAGAAAUAUUUUCGAAAAUCCUACAAUGUUCACUUCUAUCAAUUUCUAGCUCAGGCUGAUACUGGUGUCUCUUCAGAAUAUUAUGAUGAUUCUGCAGAGUUACUGAGGGCCAUCAAAAAAGACACCUCUAGAAAUGUUGGUUUUACAGUUGGCAUAGGACCUGCUAGCGUUCCUGUGUCUCUGGAACUGGGCUUAACUUUAUCAAAGGCUUCAGGGACCCUGAACAAUUUUACUCAAUACAAAGAAAAGAAUGUAGGAUUUAUUAGAGCCAAAACUAAAGUACAAACAGCACGUUUCAAGAUGAGACGUGAUAAUAUAUACUUGGAUGAAGACAUGUUGCAGUCUCUGAUAGAGCUCCCAGAGGAAUACAAUUACGGGAUGUACAGCAGAUUUAUUGAUGAUUAUGGCACCCAUUUCAUGACAUCUGGAACUAUUGGAGGCAUCUUUGAAUACAUCCUUGUUGUGAACAAAGACAAAAUGACGAGCUCAGAAAUUAAAAAGGAUUAUGUAAAUAGCUGUUUUGGGGCUUCGAUUGGCUUAAGUUUUCCAUUUCAAGAAACUCUGGAUGUAAAUACCAAGGUGAACUUCAAUAAAUGUGGCUCAGCUGGAGGCAUGGGCGGAGAGGACAAGGAAAAAAAGUCAGUAAUAGAAGAUAUUAUUCCUCGGGUUGAAGGUGGAGAUGCUUCAUCCAUUGCCAGAAUCAUGGAAAAUAAGAGUUCUGUAGCAUACCGCUACUGGGGGAGGUCAUUAAAACUUAAUCCCACCAUUAUUGAUUUUGAGCUGCAGCCCAUACAUGAAUUAUUGUCUAGGACAAGCCUUGGUAAUAUGGAAACCAAGAGGAGGAACUUGAAAAGGGCUUUAGAUCAGUAUUUACUGGAAUUCAAUACCUGCCGUUGUGGUCCCUGUAAGAACAAUGGUGAACCAAUCCUCCUGGGAACUACCUGUUUUUGUGAGUGCAAGCAAGGCUACCUAGGCCCAGACUGUGGAGAAACAAAGAGGACAGGAUAUCCAGUCCAAGGUAGCUGGAGUUGCUGGACUCCAUGGGCAGCUUGUCAAAGUGGAUCUAGAAGCCGCACAAGACAAUGUGCAAAUCCACCUCCGGAAAAUGGUGGAACAACUUGCCCAGGCAGGAAUAUCCAGACAGAGGCAUGUUAAUAACUAGUAACACUAUAAGUGGAUUAAUGGAUUGUGCAACCAGAGGGAAAAAUGUUGGGAGCUCUGAUACAAAUAGACUCAAAACAAAUGGGCCCUAAAUACUUACUUACCUUUAGGACAGUGGAAAAUCCCAGUAGCAAGACUAUAAAGAAAAAGAAAUUUAAUGUUUUGUACACUUUGUACACAAGAAUUGAAUCUAUAGUAAUUAUUUGUGUUGAAUGCAGAAGUCCGUCAUAAGGAAGAUAUUUUUGUUCUGCACAAAAUUUAAAGCAAAAAAUUGGUCAUGUUGCGGGUCCUGUAAUAUUACUGACUAACAUGUUGGGACAAUUCAGAGAAUUCCUCUUCAUGUGUACGAUACAAAACAGAAUGUGCUUCCUUCCCAGAAUUGUCUAUUUUACUACCAAGGCAACCAAAAAUGUUAUUUUUUUUCCUGCUUACUGGACAAAAUUUGUUCCCAAAGUAAGAUGUAACAAUUAGGUCCAAAAUUAUGAGGAUUCUUCUCGUCAUCAUAUGAUUUUUUUUUUUUUGAAGCUCACUACUACAGCUACAAUUCAAGAGCUGAUCAUUUACAAUACAGCCUUUUAAAUUCAGAUAAACCAGUUUCUAAAACAAAGCAGUCCUUUCUGUAUAACUAAGGUGAUAAAUUGCCUCUGGAUAUAAAUCCUCUAUACAUUCUGUUGCUUAGGUAGCCUUAGCUUUUUAAACAACAGCAAUAGUAAUAAUACUUUGGUGUAACACUUUUCAAACUUCAGGAAUUGUAAAAACCACACCUGUGGGUCAGAAUUCAAGCAACUGUUAUAGCUGUCAAAUCAAAGCACAAUUAUUAAUUCAGAGAUCCAGCCAUGAAAUAUUAAGGGAAGUUAGGCAUUUCUUUAACCGUAGUAGAUCUAUUCAAAUUGUUACAAACUAAAUCAAAUAAAAGCAUUUUGGAAAACAGUG
Molecule: messenger RNA, 2849 nt
Organism: Crotalus tigris (Tiger rattlesnake)
Lineage: Eukaryota; Metazoa; Chordata; Lepidosauria; Squamata; Viperidae
Gene: C8A
Product: complement C8 alpha chain
Exons: 11
Coding region: 120-1910 (596 amino acids)
Biological process (GO): immune response
Cellular component (GO): membrane attack complex
Molecular function (GO): protein binding
Source: RefSeq, a predicted model, not a curated record